This is a messenger RNA of Caenorhabditis sp. 36 PRJEB53466, 2261 nucleotides long. The record is from the annotation of a GenBank genome assembly. Lineage: Eukaryota; Metazoa; Nematoda; Chromadorea; Rhabditida; Rhabditidae.
AUGAGUCGACCAAUCUUGAUUGCGAACGAUUACAACUCCGAUCCGCUUGCUUCGCCCAUUGAAUCGUUGGGUAGAAGUAUCGGUGCACAGCAAAUCGUCGACAGUGUUUGCGGAUCUCCAAUUGUAAGUUUAUUUGAGACAAGACUUUUGAAACCGGGGCCCGCUGCGUGGGCCGAGCUUGCUCUUUCUCAUAACUGUGAAAGUUCACGUGUUCAAUUCUUAAUUUCUCCUCUACAAGUUUUCAGUUUUAAAAAUGAAAAAGUUGCCAGACAAAAAAAGAAAGAAAAGAAUAGACUCCGUUGGGACGGGUGUGGUCCCGUCGCGUGGUACCGAAGGAAGUGUUACAUGAAACGGAGACGAUUUAUUUUUCGUGACUCAUUGUACCCAGUGAAGCAUUUCCCUCCGUUUCGUGGUUUCCUUCGCCCGCGUCCCAACUGGUUGGCUACCUGUUUAUUAUAUAAGAAUGAUGAUACUCAAACUAAGUAACCUCUUUUUAUUUCAGAGAUCCUUGCCAGCCCGGCAUGUUCCUGUCAAUCAAGUAUCCGAUAGACUUCCAGAUACACCAGAGUUCCAAGUGAAAUGUGCCUCACGAACUUUUCAAAUUCUUAUUUCUUGUAGUUUUCUUCCUUCAUGCACCAAGGCGGAAAAGUGAUCGGACAAAAUACUUCUUACAUGUUUGGCACUCCGCCGUCCUCUUGUACUUGCAAUGCUCAUAAUGCUCACUCUACCGUAAUGAACAGCAGCAGCAAUUUGAAUUUUUUGAGCACCAAUAACAACUACUUGAGUGGACAAUUGAGUGACAGUCUUCAGGCACUCCUUCAACAUUCACAGCAUGGUACACAAUGUUCGCUUCUUGUUUGUUAAACAUUUCUGACGUUAACAUUCCAGAUUCUCAUUACUAUGCCUCUCGAAACUUGCCCGAGGCUUUCGCUACCAAUCUAAAUUUUGUUCACCAAGUGCACUCGCCAAUAGCGCGUGUCCCGGUCCAACCUUCCUCCAGUGGAAUUUUCGCCAGCAAUUUCAGGUUGUUUUUGUUGCUGUUUUUUCAAUUAUUUAUCAUUACUUUUCAGAGACCCUCUGAAUUGCGAUGAUCUUCUCUCCAGAUAUCGUGCUAAUCCAGGAACGAUGAAGGGAUUGAAGCUUUCCGACAUUCGUGGAUUCUUGCUCAAGUUCGCAAAGGAUCAAGUCGGCUCAAGAUUCAUCCAACAGAAGCUCGAAUUCUGCGAUAAAAGCGAGAAGGACGCCAUAUUCGACGAAGUCAUUGACAAUGCCGCCGAGCUCGUUGAUGAUAUUUUUGGCAAUUACGUCGUGCAGAAGUUUUUCGAAUACGGAGAACCGCAGCAUUGGAGUCGCCUCGUCGACGCCAUAAUCGACAAAGUGCCGAUUUACGCCUUCCAGAUGUAUGCGUGUCGUGUGCUUCAAAAGGCUUUGGAGAAAGUCGAUGAGCCGCUUCAGAUAAAGAUCCUUGAUCAAAUCCGAGAAGUGAUUCCUCGUUGCAUGAAAGAUCAGAAUGGAAAUCACGUUAUCCAAAAGGCUAUCGAAAAAGUUAGCCCCGGAUACAUCCAAUUCAUCGUCGACACUCUUAUGGAGACGCCUACCACCAUCUUCGACAUGUCGGUUGAUCCUUACGGCUGCCGUGUUGUUCAGCGCUGUCUGGAGCACUGCAUCCCUCAACAAACUCGUCCGAUCAUCGAUCGCAUCCAUGAGCGUUUUGACGACGUCGCCAAUAACCAAUACGGUAAUUACGUGGUGCAGCAUGUCAUUCAACACGGUUCCGAUGGCGAUCGCAUGAUAAUCGUGGAGCGUGUUUGCGAUAGGCUUCUUGAGUUUGCUACUCACAAAUACUCGUCGAAUGUCAUCGAAAAGUGUUUGGAGCAAGGAGCCAUCUACCACAAAGGCAUGAUUGUCAGAGCAGCGUGUUUUUCGCAUGAUGGGUGAGUUAAUAGUUUUAUAAAACGAUAGAUUUCAUUUUAUUUCAGAUCUCUUCCAAUCGUCGUUCAAAUGAUGAAAGAUCAAUAUGCGAACUACGUCGUUCAGAAAAUGUUCGACCAAGUUACCCUAGAUCAACGUCGAGAGCUGAUUCUUGCCGUCAGACCGCACAUACCUGUGUUGAGACAAUACCCACAUGGAAAACACAUUCUCGGUGAGCCACUCAUAUUUUUCUGUUCACAUUAACACGUGUUUCAGCGAAACUCGACAAGUACUUCCAGAAGCAGGUUAUUAUGAACUACCAGUAUUCUGAACUGUCGGGUUGCCACUAG